AUGAGGCCGCUGCUUCAGCAUGCGCAGCGCUCCUUCUUUGCCAAUACCAACCUGAUAGUCCCUAAGCAUCCAUCGGGAUCGUUCUCAAAUACCAUCAAAUCCGUGUCUCGAGCGUCUUCAGUAUGCCUGCAAUGCCAGUACCGAGCUUCCGUAGUCGGCCGAUCGGCUCGUAGCCCUCAAUGGGCUUCAGUUACGUUGCAUCGCCGCAACCUCCGCCAAUAUUCGGGCGAUGGCAAGCCGAGACCAGAAAAUGAAACUCCCGAAGAAAGGCUCGCAAGAGUACGAGCAGACAUAGCAUUGAGUGAAAGGCAAGAGAAGGAGCGACUGGAGAAGGAAAGGCUAGAGAAAGAAAGGAAGGAUAGAGAGAGGCUAGAGAAGGAGCGGCAAGAGAGAGAAAGGCAGGAGAAGGAGCGAAUGGAAAGGGAACGGCAAGAAAAGGAAAGACAAGAGAGGGAACAACAAUCUGCGCCUCAGAAGAAGCCUUUGCCGGAUGUAAUCCAACUCCCGUCGUCGAGUGCACGCCCUACGCCCAGAACAGAAAGCGCGUUUUUGCCAGAUGUUGCCGAACUUUCAGCAUCAAACACAAUACCUCCUUCGACGAACACGAAAACGAGCAACGAUGUCAUCCGAAAGGUUGGAUCUACUCGAGAUGCCGCCAAGGUCAACAUUGAGCAUGUAGCAGCGGAUCAACUGCCUUCACAUCAUCAAGCCCAACGGUGGGAUUUGUCAAAGCGGUUUCAAGACUUGAUGGAUGAUAUCUUACCGAAACUCGCGGUAGUCACGCACAAGGUCAAUACAUUCACAGGAACCGAUUAUUCUGGUAUUGAAGCUUUAAAGCGGGAAAUCAAGGAUCAAGAGCAACUCGUGAAAACCCGCCGAGCCGCGAUUGAGGAAGCCAAGCAAGCCCUUGAUACCGCACUUUCCAAGCAAACAUCAGCGCAGAAAGAAGUCGUUGCACUGUUGGAACGCAAACACUCGUGGUCGGACAUGGACCUGGAGCGAUAUAUGUCAUUGAUUAGAUCCGAGCAUAUCAACGACCAAGCCGUAAGAGAAGCCAAGGAAGCUAUCGCCCAGUCUGAAAAUGCGUUGGAAGAGGCAAGAUCACAACUGGAAAAGCGAGAGCGCGCACAAUACCACGAGGAACAGAUCUGGAGCGACACCAUCCGACGCAACAGUACGUGGGUGACCUUCGGACUGAUGGGCCUCAACAUUUUCCUAUUGUUGGCAACAAUGAUAGUGAUCGAGCCGUGGAGACGACGUAGGAUGGUGCGGGAGAUCAGAAACACUCUAGAGGCCCACAAACCUGCUGCAGAACCUAUGGUCGCAGUGCCGGCCGCGGUCCCUACACCAUCGGCCGCUACGCCUGUCAUUGCAGCAGAGACCAAUAAGGUAGCUGAAAACCCAACAGAGCCAAUUGUUGCGGGCUCGGUCGCCGCAGACCCAGUUGAUACCGAAUUUCCAAUUCAGCAAGAGGUGGGAGUCUCUUCCGAAAAUACAGCCAAGGUGAUAGAGGCACCGACCGUAGCAGCAAUCGAAGAGUCACCCGGCCAGCCCUUGACCUUUUCAGAAUCCGAGGCGAAACCCGUACCAGUGGAGUCCAUCGACAUUGAGGAAGAGGCUCGUAACACCUCCAUGCCCACGCCGGAGACAUGGCAAGACAGGAUCGCAUAUAUCGCCACAGAUAUAAUUAGCGAACGAACAAUCUCCAUGCGGCGGAUAGACUAUACCGCCGCCAUACUUCAAGGUGCUGCUGCUGGUGCGAUCAUAACAGCGGCAAUCGUUGCGAUGAUUGUGAACAAGUAG
Molecule: messenger RNA, 1803 nt
Organism: Didymosphaeria variabile
Lineage: Eukaryota; Fungi; Ascomycota; Dothideomycetes; Pleosporales; Didymosphaeriaceae
Gene: SHE9
Product: sensitivity to high expression protein she9
Exons: 2
Coding region: 1-1803 (600 amino acids)
Biological process (GO): inner mitochondrial membrane organization
Cellular component (GO): mitochondrial inner membrane
Source: RefSeq, a predicted model, not a curated record